CCAAGUGCAACACUUAGUUUUAAUUUAAUUUAGUACGGUCAAAAUGCUUAAGAAGCUGCUGCAGCGUACCGACUGUUUGCUAAAUGAAAGGCAACGCUAUCAAUUCUUUGCCACUGUGCUCAUUAAUCUCAUAUCUAUAGCACAUGGCAUAGGCGUAGGUUGGCUCUCCCCCAUUUUGCGUAAGCUGCAGUCUGCAGACAGCCCGCUGGAAUUUUCAUUAAGUAUUGCGGAAAUAUCCUGGGUGGGCUCUGCUCUGGGCAUGGGCGCUGUAACUGGCAAUAUAUUCAUGGGCGUGGCACUCAAUCGCAUUGGCGCCAGACUGGGACUGCUAUUCAUAGCAAUUCCACACUCAUGCUUGUGGAUUUUGGUUUACUUUGCUCAAAGCAUGGAAUAUUUGUUUGUUGGACGCUUUCUCGCUGGCAUUUCAAGCGGUGGCAUGUACAUUGUUCAUCCCAUAUUUCUAAGCGAAAUUUCAGAUGCCAAAGUACGCGGCACAUUUGGUUCGAUGGUCAUGCUUUCCGUCAAUAUAGGCAUACUCCUGGGCUAUAUACUGGGCACUCAUCUGGCCUAUCAUGUUAUACCGCUUGUGGUGCUCAUCUUUCCUUUGAGCUACUUCAUAUCCACGCUUUUCUUUAUACGCGACUCGCCCAUGCAUUUGAUACGCAAGCGCAAGUUUGCAGCUGCCGAGCAGUCCUUUCGAUAUUAUAAGAACAUAAAGGAUAUUGCCAGUUCGGCUAUGCUGGAGUUUGAGCAUAUGAAGCAUACGCUUACCAGUGCAGCAAAGCAGCUGGACAAGCCCACGCUCCAGGACUUUUUUACUAAAGCUGCGCUUAAGGCCUACGGCAUAGCCUUUGUGCUGCUUAUAGUGAAUCAGUUCAGUGGACUCUUCGCUAUGGUCAACUAUAUGUCGGAUAUAUUUGCUGCAUCGGGCAGCACUUUGAAUCCAGAUAACUGCACUAUUUUCAUAGGCGUGGUGCAAAUUCUGGGCACAUACGGAACCACACUACUCUGUGAUAUAUGGGGACGCAAGAUAUUGCUGGUGGUUAGCUCAGCGGGCGUCGUCUUCAGUCUAAGUGCUUUGGGUCUGUUCACUUACUUUGCUGCGCGUUAUGAUCUAAGCGACUGGAGCUGGUUGCCGCUGCUUUGCAUGUCGCUUUAUAUAUUUUUAGGCAACAUAGGUCUAAUUGGCUGUUUCUUUGUUGUGCUAGUGGAGCUAUUUCCAGUUAAGAUACGCGCACAGGCUGCAUCUAUAGCAAUUGUUAUAUGCAGCUGCUUUGUCUUUGUUAUGCUCAAUAUAUUGCCUUUGUGCAUGGCUAAUUGGGGUCUGCCCGCCACCAUGUGGUCCUGUGCAGCAAUCACAGCCUUUGGUUUUGUAUUUUUCGUUUGCUGCCUCAACGAAACCAAAGGCAAGUCCAUGCUGGAAGACUAAACAAGACAACGAUGUAAAAUACACAGCUUUUUAUUUGUUAAAAUUUGUAUUUAUUCAUGCAUAAAGUCAGGCUUAUACCGCAUUAUGUGACGCCUGCUGCAGCUUUGCUUCAUUUGAUUUGAGUGUUUUUUGAACUUAAACCAAGACAUACCGCAUUAAAAAUUUAUAGUAAUAC
Messenger RNA from Drosophila busckii, 1604 nucleotides. Its product is annotated as facilitated trehalose transporter Tret1. The record is from RefSeq and is a predicted model, not a curated record. Bases 44 to 1429 code for a protein of 461 amino acids. Gene Ontology annotation, molecular function: sugar transmembrane transporter activity. Gene Ontology annotation, cellular component: membrane. The transcript is spliced from 6 exons. Lineage: Eukaryota; Metazoa; Arthropoda; Insecta; Diptera; Drosophilidae. Gene Ontology annotation, biological process: transmembrane transport; carbohydrate transport.